CUCUCCGGCCCCGUGUACGCAUGCGCAGAGGCAAAGAUGGCGGCGCGGGAGUGUGACGGAUCAGGUCCUGUUCUGCCGCACGCUCUGUCCUCUGUGACGCACUGAAGGACGUCGCUUCGCCGCGUCCCCGUGAGACCGAGGCCCCGCGGACAUGGCCCUCCGGUACCUGCGGCUGUCGGCGGGCUCCGGGGCCGCGCUGAGGCUCCUGCUGCGGCCGCGGGGAGGCCCGGGGAGAGCCCGCGUCCCGGUGUUGGUGGAGGCUGCAGGGGUGGAGCGUGUGUGGACUGAGCUGCAGAGACACAUGAGCUCCCGUCCUCCUAAAGGCUUUGAGAAGUAUUUCCCUGACAGCAAAAAAAACCCAAAGACGGACGACAAGACCAGCGCCAAGAAAGAGUCUAAAGCUGAGGAGAAGUCGAGCGGUGGAGGACCUGAAGGGGGCGGGACAGGAAGUGGAGGCGGCGGGACAGGAAGUGGAGGCAGCGGGAAACGCGGCGGGAGAAAGGAGGACUCUCAUUGGUCGAGUCGGCUGCAAAAGGGCGAGGUCCCGUGGGACGACAGAGAGUUCCGUCUGUACCUGCUCAGCGGCGCCGCCUUCUGGAUGACCGUGGGGUACUACUUCCUGUGGAGGGACGGGGGCCGCGAGGUCACCUGGAAGGACUUCGUCAACAACUUCCUGUCCAAAGGCGCGGUGGAGCGUCUCGAGGUCGUCAACAAACGCUACGUCAAAGUGGUGUUCAGCCCCGGGAAGACCCCAGUGGACGGAUUGUUCGUGUGGUUUAACAUCGGAAGCGUCGACACGUUCGAGAGGAACCUGGAGUCGGCGCAGAACGAACUCGGGAUCGAAUCUGAGAACCGGGUCCCCGUGGUGUACAGCAGCGAGAGCGACGGGACGUUCAUACUGAGCAUGCUCCCCACGGCGCUCAUCAUUGGUUUCCUGUUGUUGAUGCUGCGGCGGGGGCCGGCGGGGGGGCGCCCGGGGCGGGGCGUGGGCGGACUCUUCAGCGUCAGCGAGACCACGGCCAAAGUCCUGAAGGAACAGAUCGACGUCAAGUUUAAAGACGUGGCCGGGUGUGAGGAGGCCAAACUGGAGAUCAUGGAGUUUGUGAACUUCCUCAAGAACCCGAAACAAUAUCAAGACCUGGGAGCCAAGAUCCCCAAGGGGGCCAUCCUGACUGGACCUCCGGGCACCGGGAAAACUCUCCUGGCCAAAGCCACGGCCGGAGAAGCCAACGUCCCCUUCAUCACCGUCAACGGAUCCGAGUUCCUCGAGAUGUUUGUGGGAGUGGGACCUGCCAGAGUGAGGGACCUGUUCGUCCUGGCUCGUAAAAACGCUCCGUGUAUCCUCUUCAUCGACGAGAUCGACGCCGUCGGACGAAAGAGAGGACGAGGAAACUUCGGAGGACAAAGUGAACAAGAAAACACACUCAACCAACUCCUGGUGGAGAUGGACGGGUUUAACACGGCGUCUAACGUUGUGGUUCUUGCCGGAACAAACCGUCCGGACAUUUUGGACCCGGCGCUGAUGAGACCAGGACGCUUCGACCGCCAAAUCUACAUCGGUCCUCCUGAUAUCAAAGGUCGGGCGUCCAUCUUUAAGGUUCACCUUCGACCUCUGAAGCUCGACUCGACGCUUGACCCCGACGCUGUGGCCAAGAAGAUGGCCGCCCUGACGCCGGGCUUCUCCGGGGCGGACAUCGCUAACGUGUGUAAUGAGGCGGCUCUGAUCGCCGCUCGCCACCUGUGCGACGCCAUCGACGCCAAACACCUGGAGCAGGCCAUCGAGAGGGUCAUCGGAGGUCUGGAGAAGAAGACUCAGGUCCUUCAGCCCGAUGAGAAGAAGGUGGUGGCGUUUCACGAGGCCGGACAUGCCGUGGCCGGGUGGUUUCUGGAGCACGCCGACCCCCUGCUCAAGGUGUCCAUCGUCCCUCGGGGGCGUGGCCUGGGAUACGCCCAGUACCUGCCGAAGGAGCAGUUCCUGUACACGGCCGAGCAGCUGAUGGACAGAAUGUGCAUGACUCUGGGAGGACGAGUGUCCGAGCAGCUUUUCUUCCAACGCAUCACCACCGGCGCCCAGGACGACCUGCGCAAGGUCACGCAGUCCGCCUACGCCCAGAUCGUCCAGUUCGGGAUGAAUCGUCGUGUUGGACAUUUGUCCUUCGAUCUUCCUCGUCCGGGCGAGAUGAUCCUGGAGAAACCGUUCAGCGAAGCCACGUCCCGACUCAUCGACGUCGAAGUCCGAGCGCUGAUCCAAGAGGCCUACGAGAAGACCACGGAGCUGCUGACCCGCCACAAGGACGACGUGGAGAAGGUGGCGCUGCGUCUCCUGGAGAAGGAGGUGCUGGACAAACGUGACAUGGAGGAGCUUCUGGGGAAAAGACCUUUUGCCGAGAAGUCGACGUACGAGGAGUUUGUGGAGGGGACGGGGGGCGACGAGGAGGACACCAGCCUCCCCCCGGGACUCAAGGACUGGAACCAAGAGAGACCCGACCCCAAAGACGAGAGCCCCGAGGAGAGGGUGGCCCGCCAGAUCUCCAGAGGCAUGCCCUUCUGACCCCCGCUGACCCCCCCACUGACCCCUGUGACCCCCCCACUGACCCCACCUGACCCCCCCACUGACCCUUGUGACCCCCGUAACGUGAUGUCAUUGGACGGUGAUGGACACGUGACUGUGACUCCGCCCCCCAAUGAGACGCUGCUCUGUGAUUGGCUGUGGCUCUGUGUAAAUGUGUUUAAAUAAAGACUGUACAGCCAAUCAGCUCGCAGGAGAUGCCGUCCUUCCAGCCGCGCUCAGACACCUGUCACUACACCUGUCACUACACCUGUCACUACA
Molecule: messenger RNA, 2830 nt
Organism: Boleophthalmus pectinirostris (great blue-spotted mudskipper)
Lineage: Eukaryota; Metazoa; Chordata; Actinopteri; Gobiiformes; Gobiidae
Gene: afg3l2
Product: AFG3-like AAA ATPase 2
Exons: 18
Coding region: 152-2551 (799 amino acids)
Biological process (GO): protein-containing complex assembly; mitochondrial protein processing
Cellular component (GO): membrane; m-AAA complex
Molecular function (GO): metalloendopeptidase activity; ATP hydrolysis activity; zinc ion binding
Source: RefSeq, a predicted model, not a curated record